Molecule: messenger RNA, 1764 nt
Organism: Peniophora sp. CBMAI 1063
Lineage: Eukaryota; Fungi; Basidiomycota; Agaricomycetes; Russulales; Peniophoraceae
Source: the annotation of a GenBank genome assembly
AUGGACUACGCUGCACUAGAAAAGCUUGUGCACGAUAAGCCCUCGGACGAUCUCGUCAGCGCCAUCUCGCUUCGUUCCGAUCGUCAUACGCUUGGUCUUCUACUCGAUGCGGAACUCGAGCGUAGACGGAAGCAAUUCGAGCUCAUCGAGAAGUACAGAAGCAUGUUGAAUGCACCGGCCCACACUCUCCCGAACGAGCUGCUGUCCCAUAUCUUCUUCCUUACUGCUGUGCCGGCGCUGGCACGACGUCGGGCGCUCAACGCCUCUACUGUGGAGUUUCAUCGAUUUACCAGCACUUCCGUACUGGGCCGACGGUCAACUAGUACUCAAGCGAAUCGCAUUACAGCGAGAGCGUGCAGGAUCUACUGCACUUCACAUACGCAUGCACAUUCCCGUCGGGCCGUUUCCAAUGCGGUCGAAGAGACGCUGGACCCUUACUUCUGGCUAUCGUCACCCCUUGCAUCACUUCAUAUAGCCGGUACGACAAGUACGGCGCUCAUGAAGGCCCUCGACAGGAUGCGCAACCUCUCUGACCACUACCAUCUCACGGCUUUGACCGUGCUGAACCUUGAUGUAAAAUCUACGAGCAUGAUUCAGAUCGACGAAGAUCUUCUCUUAUCGAGAUUUUGCCCAAGGCAGCUUGCUCUUUUAAGAGCGGCAUUCAACAUCCAUUCCAUUCAUGACCUAUGCUCUUUGAAGCUCAUGUAUCAUGAAACCGACACUCUCACAUUCGAGACCGAUGAUAUACUUCACGCCCUUUCGCGUUGUCCGACGAUCCAAUCCUUGCACUUGAAGCUACCACUCGGUGCUCAUCCACCUCGCACCUUAGGAGCGCAGGCCAUCUCCUUGCUGAGUUUGGACGAUAUACAUCUUGAGGGAACAUAUGUGACCUGCUGUGCACUCCUGACGUCUCUACACCUUUCGCCGCUGGCUCGCAUGACCGUGUAUCCCCUGGACGAAGUCGCGCCGCAUGAGGCAUCACAGCUAUUCUUGUAUCUGAAGGCGCGCUGUGAGCAUGCAGACGCUCCUGUGCUCACAGCCCUUAUACUUGACGAAAUGCCUUACAUCAACCUUACCUUCGAUCUCGCCUUCUGCACUAGUACCAAGCCGUCAUCGGUGUCUGACAGCAAGAGGGAUGACCAUGGUAGAAAACCGGCCGAUUCCACCUUUGUUCGCUUCGGCUUGGUAGCCUUUACACCGGAAGCGUGCGUGGAGGUAGCUAAUGCAGCACUGCCUUACUUCCCCUUGAAGAACAUUAAACUCUUGGAUAUUCGUCGCCUGUACGAGAGCCCUCCCGAGCUAUUGCAACCUUUCAUGCAACAGAUCCCUGCUCUCGUUACUCUGGCAAUCGACUUCUACUACCCGUCAUUCAAUGACAUCGUGAACGGCACCCUUCGUCCCCAUCUUGCUACUAGGCGCCGACGUCCCUUCCGGCACCUUGUGCUCGACGCGGCCGAAGCACUCGAGCGGAUCGGCCUCACCACUGGGGGAUGGGAUCCGGAGGAGUGCGAGCUGGAGAUUGAGGCAAUCAGAGAACGGUUCGUGGACGUGCUCAAGUACUGUUCUGAAGCCAAUAAGGCCGGAAGGCCGCUCGACAUAUUAGAAGUCAUCAAUGACGGCCAUCCGUUCGACGAUCCUUCUACGGCCUCCUUCGUUCUGCAGGUCCCGUUGGAUCAGCUCUGGCGCGACCUCGCAUACGGCUUCAUACGCAACAAUGAGGUUCUGAAUAGGGAUGGGUAUUGGGUGGACUUGGGUGAGGAAUGA